ACUGAGCAUGCGUCGAUCUGUGGCAGGUUACACGAGUUUUUUUUUUUUUUUCCUAAGGGGAAAACGGGCUACGGGCGGUCGAGCCUCGCUGCGAACACAACCAUGUUUUUCCUCUUGAACCCUCGGAGUCCACGCGAGAGUGGAAACGUCUCCGGAGCACCGGGGUCCGGAAUUUAACGGGCUGACACGUGAAAUGUCGCUGCGUCGGCUCGUCGGUAUUUCCAAGCGGCGACGGACAGACCGAGCCAGGCUAGUCUAAGCUAACGUUAGCCAGCUCGUAGCCAAGCAACGUAGGAUAGCGGCCGUUAGCCGUUAAACCGCCGGCUGACUGCGUUCCGGUGGUAUCGGACACACGGAUUGACAGGUUUCACACACCGGGGCUGCUGUUUCAGUGCGCGGACGUGGCGUUAGCUACACGUCAGUGUGUGUGUGUGUGUGUGCGGGUCCCUUAAGCUAGUCCACCGUCAAAGACUCCUGUUGACGUCCGGUUUUAUAUUAAAACAAGUCCCUUAAAACGGUGCGGAGAUGCGGCGCUGAUACGUUAGCUAGCCGUUAGCUCCGGAGCUCACGUCGCACUUCGCCCAGUCGGGUUUUUUUUGGGGGGGGGCGGGGUGGCUGACAUGGCAUCCAGCGGGUACUCUGACCUGAGGGACAAGCUCAAAUCCAUGACUCCGCAUCGAGACGAGGUGAAAAACAAAUACGCGGACGGGGAGAGCAACGGGAAGGGCAGCGUGAAGCGCAAGUUCCGGGAGUCCGACGACGACGAGCAGCACGGGCACAGCGACGACAGCGCGGAGAGCCGGGAGCAGGAGGCCGGCCGGGUGAAGGGCAGCAUCCUGCAAGAGAACAUCUUCACGCCGGAGGAGUGCGCCCUCAUCGAGGAGAAGAUCGACGACGUGGUGGCCAAAGGGGAGGCGGGGCUUUACCGCGAGCACACGGUUGACAGGGCGCCCCUCCGCAACAAGUACUUCUUCGGGGAAGGGUACACGUACGGGUCCCAGCUGGAGAAGCGGGGACCCGGCCAGGAGAGGCUGUACCCCAAAGGAGAGGUGGACGAAAUCCCGAGCUGGGUGCACGAGUUGGUGAUCAAGCGCCUGGUGUCCAGCGGAGUGGUCCCGGAAGGGUUCGUGAACAGUGCGGUCAUCAACGACUACCAGCCGGGCGGCUGCAUCGUGUCGCACGUGGACCCGCUGCACAUCUUCGCCCGGCCCAUCGUGUCCGUGUCCUUCUUCAGCGACAGCGCGCUCUGCUUCGGCUGCCGCUUCCAGUUCAAACCGAUCCGGGUGUCGGAGCCGGUGUUCGUCCUGCCCGUGAGGAGAGGCAGCGUCACGGUGCUCAGUGGCUACGCUGCUGAUGACAUCACCCACUGCAUCCGCCCACAAGACAUCAAGGCCCGUCGUGCAGUAAUCAUACUUAGAAAGACCCGACCAGAUGCUCCUCGACUGGACUCUGAAGGCUCUUUUCCUGUCGAGAGGCCGGCUCCUCUGAAAGCCAAACGCUCUCAUCGCAGAGCAGAUUCUAAUGCUGCUCGCAGACCGCGGGUGCUGGAGAUGGACAAAGAGGAGAACAGACACCCGUCAAACUCCCACCACCACCGCCGGCCCAGCAUCAGCUCCGAGAACUACUGGAGACGCGGUCAAGAGUCCGACAAACACCGGGAGAGUUCAGGGCGCAAAGUCAAAAUGAGACGCCACUGAGCACCCCUCCCUCCCCCCUUUCUCUCUCUCUCUCUCUCUCUCUCUCACGUAUACAUAUAAAUAUAUCUUUUAUGUAUUUCAAUAUUGUAACAUUCUUUUGAUCGGUUGUCAUUUUUCUCGCUCCUGUUUUAGUCACGAGGAGCACAGUUAUCAUGUUGUCUGCGUUUUUUUUUGGUUUUUUUUUUUGAGUCUGGAUGAGUUUGAGGUGCAUUAUUUUGUUUCUGGCAGACGAAGCUGGCGUCUCUGCUCCAAAGUUCAGAACCUCAAGUUAUUAACUCCAGUUCGGCUUUGUUGUUAAUUUACCUUUUUAAAUUCAACAUUUAUUGUUUCUAUGUCCAUAGAUACUUCAAAAAUGGCAUGCAUUUUUUUGUAACCAAGAUGUACAGAACACAAGAGCUAAAAAAAAUAAAAAAAGAUGUAUGUAUGGAUUUGUACAAAAGAAAACCUGGGCUGUAAUCUAACUUGUUAUAAUGUACAAUACUUUUGUAUAGUCUUUGAUUGGGGCAACUUUUAUGCAGAAAGAAACAUUUGCUUUUUAUUGCACCCACAUUUCUGAUCCUUACCUUUUUUUUUUUUUCUUUGCCAUCCCAGAUCUCGGUUCACUUCGGCCUCCCCGGCGCAGUUUAAUUUAAUAAAAAAAAAACCAACAACUGGCAGAUGUGCAGAAAUGUUUCCUGCAUUAUGAUUUGAUUCUGCCGUAUGACUCGUCUUUGUGGAGGUUACAAUACGGCGCAGCGACUAAACUGAUGUUUUAUGGAGUGAUGAGAACCUCAGGCCUUGUUUUACACUCCUGUUUGGGUUUGAAGUUGCUUACCUUGUAAAGUGACGGAGGCUAUGUUAUUGCUGUUCUGUAUUAAACCUAAUUUUUUUUCCUCA
Messenger RNA from Cyclopterus lumpus (lumpfish), 2573 nucleotides. RefSeq names its product alkB homolog 5, RNA demethylase (gene alkbh5). The coding region runs from base 621 to 1697 and encodes 358 amino acids. Gene Ontology annotation, cellular component: nucleus. Gene Ontology annotation, molecular function: oxidative RNA demethylase activity. Lineage: Eukaryota; Metazoa; Chordata; Actinopteri; Perciformes; Cyclopteridae. The record is from RefSeq and is a predicted model, not a curated record. The transcript has 4 exons. Gene Ontology annotation, biological process: mRNA processing; mRNA export from nucleus.